CAUACUCCAGUCCAGUAGGUGGCGGUAUUGCACCGCCAGUUACGAGUGUAAACAUAAAAGAAAAAGCACGAUUUUUAUUCGCGUUUGUUGUCAAGAUGGCGGCAGGAGUGUACUUAGAACAUUAUCUGGACAGUAUAGAGAAUCUGCCGUUUGAGCUGCAGAGGAAUUUCCAGCUCAUGAGAGACCUGGACGAGCGGACUGAGGACCUGAAGGGGCAGAUCGACUCACUUGCGCGGGAGUACACAACCAGCGCGCGGACUCUGUCUUCAGAGCAAAAGCUUUCCCUUCUGCGGCAGAUCCAGCAGUCUUAUGGCAAGUGCAAGGAGUUUGGGGACGACAAGAUCCAGCUGGCCAUGCAGACCUAUGAGAUGGUGGACAAACACAUCCGUCGGCUAGACACUGACUUGGCCCGCUUUGAGGCAGACCUCAAAGAGAAGCAGUUGGAGAGCACUGACUACGACUCCGCCUCCAGCAAGGGCAACAAGGCAGAGUCACGGGGGCUAAAAGACAAGAAGGUCGCCCGAACUCGGUCAAAGGUAAAGAACUCUGAUGACGACAGCAGCCCCAAGAACGGACAGAAGAAAGUCAAGCUCAUACACACAGUAGAGUUCCCCGCCCCCACAGUCAACUUUGGGAACGUCCACCCCUCCGAUGUGCUGGACAUGCCAGUGGACCCCAAUGAGCCCACCUACUGCCUGUGCCACCAGGUGUCCUACGGAGAGAUGAUCGGCUGCGAUAACACUGACUGUUCCAUCGAGUGGUUCCACUUUGCCUGUGUUGGACUGACAACAAAGCCCAGAGGAAAAUGGUACUGCCCACGUUGUUCCCAGGAAAGGAAGAAGAAAUGAAGCAGAGGACAGCGAAGGAGGGAAAAUGAGAGAAGGAUUUACUCUUUUCACCCUCACAGGGCAGUUAAUGUACACUAUUAUUUGGUGCUCGUAUUCCAUUCCGAUUGACAGACUGAUGGAUGAAAAACAAGUUUAAGUUCUGUGAUUAUUAUCAUUAUUAAUGCUAUUGACUUUUUUUUUUUUUUGUUAACGUUUGUCUUAUUUUUUCCAUGGAAUUGGUAAGAACUGACAGGAACACAAACAGCAUUAAGGUCUGACCGGCCAUUCCUCUUCCUAUGCACGGCUAUACUGUACCAGAUUAACUGGACCAUUACUGUAUUAUCUAUUGUGUUUCUUUUUGUAUGUUCAGGAUUGUUGUGACCCGACCUGUCACAUUUUCUCCUGGACAGUUUGAAGCGUGUGGACUGACUGAGGAGUAAGGCACUUGUCCUGUGAUAAGUUGGAUACUAUUUUUCUUAAACCGUAACUGGAAUAACUUGACACAAUUCAAACCUGGAGAGACUAGGUAACUCUUUCCAGUUCCUUUCCAGACACAGCUGAGGUUUUAUUUGUACGAAGCCUCUUCUUGACCAUCAUUCAUUUUCCUCAGAAUUACAAAGAAUGGUAGCUUUUUGUUCAAGCCAAUAGCAAAUUUGCCAGCUUGAGAAGUUAUGAAAAGAACGAAAAGAGGUUGCUGGGAAGUUGCAACAUGCUUCUUUUUCAUUUUUUAAAGCAAAAAUACGUGUGGUUAAUUCCGACAUGGUCCUAUUGUCAUUACGGUGUGCAUCCAUGCAGUGUAGUGUGAGGUCAAUGGUGGCAUUUACUGGUUUACCGCCCCCUCCCCCCUCCACUUCUUUUCCCCAUGUUUUGGUGGGGUGGAUAGGUGGGUAACAUUCGCCUUGUUACUGUUGUUAUUGAAUCCAUUUGUUAGUUUAACCGAAGCGUGUGCUAUUCUGAAAAGAAGCUGCAAUGAGCAGUACUGAGCUAAUGGUGUACUGUCUGGACAGUAUUAUGUUCUGGACUUACUGACAGUAUGGUAGUGGACUUUACUAUGUACGUACUGACAACAGGGAACAAAUACAAGUAUGGAACAAGUACAGUGGAAAUGCUGACUCUAUUUAAUUGAAAAAUCAAACAUGCAUACGGAAAUACUGUACAUCUUAUUCUGAAAGUGAACUGUUAUUUUGUUACAUCUAUAAUAUAAUACUAAUUUGAAGUACA
Molecule: messenger RNA, 2048 nt
Organism: Anguilla anguilla (European eel)
Lineage: Eukaryota; Metazoa; Chordata; Actinopteri; Anguilliformes; Anguillidae
Product: inhibitor of growth protein 4-like
Exons: 8
Coding region: 96-848 (250 amino acids)
Biological process (GO): regulation of DNA-templated transcription
Cellular component (GO): nucleus
Source: RefSeq, a predicted model, not a curated record